AGUCGAGGAAUUAGAACAAAAGAAUAUAGAGCUUGAGACUAAACUCGCUAUAUUAGAACAGGAAAAAGAAGAAAAAAGUAUUUCUACGGAAGAUGUUUCGUACUCUCCAGUAAAAUCUAACGAUACUCUCAAACAGAUAGUGCUACAAUGUGGUGAGUCAGAGACUCGUGGCUAUGCCACUGAUAUCCUGGUAUCUGAUAUAACUGAUGACACUUUAAAUUCUGAUGACACCUCUGAACAGGCGGUCUUGCAAAAUAAGGAUGCUCCGACAUCUGAUGUACUCAAUAAUGUUUCAAAUUCUGACGAAUAUCAGUCUCAAGUCUCCGAUUCAUCUUUGACUAUACCACCUAUAUGU
Messenger RNA from Diversispora eburnea, 355 nucleotides. NCBI's taxonomy places the organism in Eukaryota, Fungi, Glomeromycota, Glomeromycetes, Diversisporales, Diversisporaceae. The record is from the annotation of a GenBank genome assembly.